Molecule: messenger RNA, 879 nt
Organism: Fusarium poae
Lineage: Eukaryota; Fungi; Ascomycota; Sordariomycetes; Hypocreales; Nectriaceae
Exons: 2
Coding region: 1-879 (292 amino acids)
Biological process (GO): oxaloacetate transport; phosphate ion transmembrane transport; thiosulfate transport
Molecular function (GO): malate transmembrane transporter activity; antiporter activity; sulfate transmembrane transporter activity
Source: RefSeq, a predicted model, not a curated record
AUGGCCACCGCUCAAGAGACCAUGAGCAAGCCCAGAGCGGCGGCGACGCCUGCAAAGGCGACGGCUGAUGCGAAGAAGGCGACGAUACGAUAUCCCUUUUGGUUCGGAGGAAGUGCCAGUAGUAUGGCUGCCUGCGUAACCCAUCCUUUGGAUCUAGGUAUGUUUCGAGUUCGUCUUCAGAUGCGCACUGGCAAUGCGCCCAAGAACAUGGUCGGCACAUUCGUCCACAUCAUCCGCAAUGACGGCCCCCUCGGUCUCUAUAGUGGUAUAUCAGCCUCGCUAUUGCGCCAGAUGUCGUAUUCCACCGUCCGAUUCGGCGUCUACGAAGAAAUAAAGACGCGCAUUACACGCCGUAAUGGAGGCCGUGACCCAUCAUUUGCGACUCUUGUUGGUCUUGCCGCUGCAUCUGGUUUUGUAGGCGGUAUCGCUGGAAACUUUGCCGAUGUACUCAAUGUGCGCAUGCAGCACGACGCUGCGCUUCCCCAGGCCGAACGUCGAAACUACCGUCAUGCUUUUGACGGCAUGGUUCGCAUGGCGCGUGAAGAAGGACCUAAGAGCAUGUUCCGUGGCUGGCUACCUAACAGUACUCGUGCCAUGUUCAUGACAGCCGGUCAACUCGCCAGUUACGAUAUUUCAAAGAGUCUGCUUCUCAAGUACACGCCCAUGGAGGAUAACCUCAAGACUCACUUCACCGCUUCGUUCAUCGCUGGUUUUGUUGCUGCUACCAUUACAAGUCCUGUUGAUGUCAUUAAAACUCGUGUCAUGUCUUCGGCGCAUGACCACGGAGUUCUGCAUUUAAUCCGCGAUAUUCAUCGAACUGACGGCCUCAUGUGGAUAUUCAAGGGCUGGGUGCCCAGUUUCCUUAGACUUGGACCGUAA